UGUAUCUCCUCCCAGUCUUCCAGGUACGAUCAUCGGUGGAUCACACUUCGAGAUGUCGCAGUAUUCAUCAGCUGCAGCACCUCAUUGUCAUCACCUCCCAUUGUCAUCAUCUGGUCCAUUCCAGCAUACACUUUGAAUCCCUUGACCUAUGGUUCCCCAAAGUUAUUUGUUUGCCCACAAUAAUUAACAUCAAUUGCCCUUGCCUCUUUGUCUACUUGACCUUAGACCGCUUCAAACACAGGGAUAACUGAACAAGAGUAUCGACAUGUCUCGCUAUCCCCCUGGACAGUCGUCGGAUUAUCCGAUGCAGAACGUCAAUGUGCAAUAUAAUCCCAACGCAAAUCCGUUCGACGACGAACCUCAGCGCAACUACGGCCAGGAUGCACCCUUGCUGCUCUCGUCCGGCUACAGCAACAAUAAUAACAACAGUGGCUAUGCACCCAGCCCAGCCAUGGCUCCUGGAUUCAUUGCACCCUCGCCCUAUACCCCCUAUCAGCAGCCAUUGGGUGUUCCCUCCCCUCAUAUGAACCAACAAAACCCUUUCACCAGCACACCCGACCUUGGCCAGCAGGUCCCACCACAUAUCCAGUUCGAUAUGUCCGGUGGUGCACCAGCUGGUCCGGGCGCUCUCCCUCCAGGUACCCCAGACACGCGCCAUUACGGUCCCGCGCCUGUAGCACAGCGUCGUCGAUACCAGACAACCAGGAAGGUCAAGCUGACCUCGGGUAACCUGGUCCUGGACUGUCCUGUGCCAAGCAAAUUCUUGAAGACACUCAAGCACCAGGAGGGCGAGGAGUUCACGCACAUGCGCUACACUGCAGCUACCUGCGAUCCCAACGACUUUUCAGCCGAAAAUUAUACCCUGCGACCCCUGUUGUUAGACGACCAGCCCCGAGAGACAGAGCUGUUCAUUGUCAUGACCAUGUAUAACGAAGACGAGGUCCUGUUCACGAGAACCAUGCACGGUGUCAUGAAGAAUAUUCGCCACCUGACCACCCGCGACAGGUCCCGCACCUGGGGCCCUGAUUCGUGGAAGAAGGUCGUUGUCUGCAUUGUGUCCGACGGUCGUACAAAGAUCAACCAAAAGACCCUCAACGUCCUCGCCGCCAUGGGUGUCUAUCAGGAUGGGAUCGCCAAGAACAUUGUCAAUGACAAGCCCGUUACCGCCCAUAUCUACGAGUACACGACCCAGGUCACCAUCGACCCUGAGAUGGGCCGCUCUGGCCACGACAAGGGCUAUGUCCCAGUCCAGAUUCUGUUCUGUCUGAAGGAAAAGAACGCCAAGAAACUCAACUCUCAUCGCUGGUUCUUCAACGCCUUUGGCCAAGUCUUGAAGCCCAAUGUCUGUGUGUUGCUCGAUGUCGGUACCCGUCCUGGCUCGACCUCGAUCUACCAUCUCUGGAAGGCCUUUGAUCUGAAUUCGAACGUUGGAGGCGCUUGCGGUGAGAUUUGUGCUAUGUUGGGUCGCGGCGGUAGCCAGCUACUUUCGCCUUUGGUCGCCUCGCAGAACUUUGAAUACAAGAUGUCCAACAUUCUGGACAAGCCUCUCGAGUCCGUCUUUGGUUAUAUUUCCGUCUUGCCCGGAGCCUUCUCUGCCUACCGUUACCGUGCUCUCCAGAACGAUCCCACAGGUCAAGGUCCUCUCGAAAAGUACUUCUUGGGCGAAAAGUUCCACGGCUCGGACGCCAAUAUCUUCACGGCCAACAUGUACCUGGCUGAGGAUCGUAUUUUGUGCUUCGAGCUGGUCGCUAAGAGAAACAGUGCCUGGGUGUUGCAGUACGUCAAGUCUGCCUACGGUGAGACGGAUGUGCCCUCUACUGUGGCAGAGUUCAUCUCGCAGCGUCGUCGUUGGUUGAACGGAUCCUUCUUCGCUUCGGUGUACGCCUUGGUUCAUCAGUUCGAUAUCUGGCGAUCAGAUCAUUCGACUUCCCGCAAACUGUUCUUCCAUCUCGAGUUCUUCUACAGUGCUGUUUCCUUGUUCUUCUCUUGGUUCGCUUUGGGCAAUUUCUACUUGACGUUCUAUAUUCUCGGCAACGCUAUGGUCUUUAUGCCCGGCCCUGAUGGCACAGUGGAGCAGGCGAGUCCCUUUGGUGAAAAUUCUGCCGGCUUGUGGAUCUUCACCGUUUUCCGUUACAUCUACAUUUUGCUGAUCAUUGCUCAGUUCAUCAUGAGUAUGGGAAACCGACCUCAAGGAUCCAACUGGGCUUAUAAGUCAUCGAUGGGCUUCUUUGCAAUUUUGAUGGCCUAUAUGUUGUUCGGUGCUGGAUAUAUGACUGUCGCAGGAAUCAACGGUGUUCGGGACGAAAUCGCCAAGGGCGACUCGGGCGAAUCUGCAACGUCGCUUUACUUCCAAAACGCCAUGUUCCGCAACACUGUCAUCUCGCUGGCUUCAACUUAUGGACUGUACUUCUUCGCCAGUUUCUUGUUCUUGGAGCCCUGGCAUAUGUUCCACUCGUUCAUCCAGUACAUGUUCAUGGUGCCUUCGUACGUCAAUAUCUUGAACGUCUAUGCGUUCUGUAACAUCCACGAUAUCUCAUGGGGUACCAAGGGAGACACUUCGGUUGCCACGGAUCUGGGUGUUGCCAAGAAGACUGCUGAGGGUAAUGUCGAGGUUUCGGUGCCGACGGACAGCCACGAUAUCAACAAUGCAUACGACGAAGCCGUCAGUGCCCUGUCGAUCAAGACGGUCGAGGUGAAGCAGCAUCGUGAUGCCAAGACCAAGCAGGAGGAUUACUACCGUGAGAUCCGUACUCGUGUGUUGUUGACCUGGAUCAUGAGUAACGCUCUGUUGGUAGCAUUGGUGACCUCGACGGCAUUUGGAGACUUCAAGACCAGCAGUACAGUGUAUCUGGGUAUCGUCCUCUGGUCGGUCGCUGGUCUGGCAUUGUUCCGAUUCUUCGGAAGCGUUACCUACAUGAUUCUGCGACUCUUUAACGGUCGCAUUGUCUAAGAGAAGCUACCGAAUGCAUUUAUAUACAUAUACAACCUUGUAGAAUAGCUGGAGCAGACGGAGGGGGGCAUCUUUUUCUUUUCUUUUCUUUUUCUAGUUUACAUGUCAUUUUUAUUCAUCGUACUUCAUUCCGUCAUAAAGACAUUGGUCUUCAACAAACAUUCGAAGAGCCGUUGAACGAUCUACGCGUAAGAAAAAAAACACUGCCAAAAGUCUUUAGUCCGUCCAUACCUUUCUGUACUAUCAUAGCACAGCCAGACCCGCGCAUCACCAGCACGAGAUAUAGUCUUCAUGCUGGUCCUGCAGCGCACGGACGCGGAAUUACGAUCGUCCCCUCCAAAUUUGCCUUUCACAACAGCACUCCAAAAAAAAAAAAAAAAAAAAAA
This is a messenger RNA of Gamsiella multidivaricata, 3336 nucleotides long. Its product is annotated as chitin synthase 2. NCBI's taxonomy places the organism in Eukaryota, Fungi, Mortierellomycota, Mortierellomycetes, Mortierellales, Mortierellaceae. The record is from RefSeq and is a predicted model, not a curated record. Gene Ontology annotation, cellular component: cell septum; cell periphery. The transcript has 5 exons. Gene Ontology annotation, molecular function: chitin synthase activity. Bases 266 to 2950 code for a protein of 894 amino acids.